AUGGUGGUGUUUUUUAUUUGCCACAAGCUCUACAGCAUGGCCCCCAUGCCCCCGGGAAUAAUGCCCCCCAUGAUACCCCCGAUGGGAGCUCCACCCAUGGCACAGAUGCCAGCCAUGAUGCCACCAAUGAUGCCAGGAAUGAUGAUGCCCCCACGCAUGCCAGCUGCAUCAAUCCAGCCUACAGGACCGCCUGGUGUGAGUCCAGUGGAGUCUGCAGCACCGGCUGCUCCUGGAACAACUAGCACCACAUCAACCGAAUCUUCACCUGAUGAACAGACAAAAAAGAAGUCAGUAUGGACUGAGCACAAAUCACUGGAUGGAAAAACAUAUUACUACAACACAGAGACCAAACAAUCCACCUGGGAGAAACCAGAUGAACUCAAAUCACCUGCAGAGCAAAUGUUCUCCAAAUGCCCGUGGAAAGAGUAUAAGUCAGACACCGGCAAGCCCUAUUACUACAACUCACAGACCAAAGAGUCUCGCUGGACUAAACCCAAGGAGCUGGAGGACCUGGAGGCGAUGAUAAAGGCAGAGGAGAACGGGACGGCUGACGUUGUGGCUCCUGGCACCACCCCUGCUCUUACAUCUCAGAGUGAGUCGGCUGUUACCGUGGCGGCAGUUGCUGAGACUGAGGUUGCCAUGGCGACAGUCGCCACAGAGGAACAGCCGUCUCACGUGCCUGCGCAGGUCGCUGAGGUCAGCAGUGAUGUCACUGUUAACUCCACUGAGGAAGCGCCCAGCGUAGAGACACAACCCAGUAAUGAUGUGUCUAAGGAGGAGAGACCUGAGCUGGUGAAGAAAGUUUACAAGUGGAACACAAAAGAGGAGGCAAAGCAGGCAUUUAAAGAACUGCUGAAAGAAAAGGGCGUUUCCUCCAAUGCAUCAUGGGAGCAGGCAAUGAAGCUGAUAAUUAACGACCCUCGUUACAGUGCUCUGCCUAAGCUGAGUGAAAAGAAACAGGCGUUCAAUGCUUAUAAAGUCCAGACAGAGAAAGAGGAAAAGGAAGAAGCCAGAAUCAAAUACAAGGAGUCUAAAGAGACUUUCCAGCGCUUCCUGGAGAACCACGAGAAGAUGACCUCAACCACACGAUACAAGAAAGCGGAGCAGAUGUUUGGCGAUCAGGAGGUGUGGUCAUGUGUCCCCGAGAGAGACCGGCUGGAGAUCUACGAAGAUGUGCUGUUUUAUUUAGCAAAGAAAGAGAAGAUCAUCUACAUUUUGGACAAUAUGGCCAAUGUGACGUACAGAACUACGUGGUCUGAGGCACAGCAGUACCUACUGGAUAACCCCACCUUUGCUGAAGAUGAGGAGCUACAGAACAUGGACAAGGAAGAUGCUCUGAUCUGUUUUGAGGAACACAUCCGUGCUCUCGAGAAAGAGGAGGAGGAAGAGAAACAGAAAACUCUGCUGCGAGAGAGACGCAGACAGCGCAAGAACAGAGAGGCUUUCCAGAAAUUCCUGGAUGAGCUUCACGAUCACGGGCAGCUGCACUCCAUGUCUGCCUGGAUGGAGAUGUACCCGACCGUCAGCGCUGAUAUCCGCUUCAACAACAUGCUGGGCCAGCCAGGCUCCACCCCUCUGGACUUAUUCAAGUUUUACGUGGAGGAUCUGAAAGCUCGUUAUCAUGAUGAGAAGAGAAUCAUUAAAGACAUCCUGAAGGAUAAGGGCUUACUGGUGGAGAUCAACACGGGUUUCGAGGAGUUUGGCUCAGUGAUCAGCUCAGAUAAACGCGCCACAACGCUGGAUGCAGGAAACAUCAAACUGGCCUUCAACAGUUUGCUGGAGAAAGCUGAAGCACGUGAGAGGGAGAGAGAGAAGGAGGAGGCCAGGAAGAUGAAGAGGAAGGAGGCGGUGUUCAAGAGCAUGCUGAAACAGGCCACGCCUCCUCUGGAGCCUGAGGCCACUUGGGAGGGAGUACGAGAGCGGUUCCUAAAAGAGGCUGCGUUUGAGGACAUCACGCUGGAGUCGGAGAGGAAGAGGAUAUUCAAAGACUUCAUGCAUGUGCUAGAGCACGAGUGUCAACAUCAUCAUUCAAAGACUAAAAAACACUCGAAGAAAUCCAAGAAACACCACAGAAAACGUUCCCGAUCUCGAUCAGGCUCGGAGUCAGAGGAUGAUGAGUAUCACUCGAAGAAGAAGAAACGCUCAGCUUCUAAAUCUCCAUCCGAGCACUCGUCCUCUGGGGAAUCUGAGAGGAGUUGCAAGAAAUCUAAGAAACACAAGAAGAAGGGAAAGAAAAGACGACACAAAUCAGCCUCCCCUGAGUCUGAAGGAGAGAAAGAGCGGAAAGGAAGAGAGAAAGAGAAGGAUAAAGAGAACGACAAAUCCAGAGGGAAGUCACGUGGAGAAUCCAAACAGAAAUCCCCCAAAAGAAAGAGUACAAAAGAAGAGGGUGGAUGGGAUACGUCUGGAAGCGAGCUGAGUGAAGGAGAGCUGGAAAAGAGGAGGCGUACUCUCCUGGAGCAGCUGGACGCACCAUAAAUCACUCUCUGUCCGUCUCUCUCUCACACUUGCAUUCCUGUAAUGUGUUAUGCAUCCUCUUGGGAUGAGCAUCCGAGUGUUUGGCUGUGAAUCCAUUGACCGUCAUGUAGUCUCUCUGAGAGGCAGUAUUGUCUGAACAUCAGCACUCUUCAUCUGGGCAUGUUGAUUUUGUAAGAUUAUUUUCAGAGGUUGCAAGUGUUAUGUUGCCUUUAACUGCAGAACCCUUUUUUAGUCAGUUGUAUAUUUGUUAUUGCCAAUAGUUUUAAACAUCACUGAUAAUGUGGAAUAAAAUGAACAGGCCUGCAU
Messenger RNA from Sinocyclocheilus rhinocerous, 2784 nucleotides. RefSeq names its product pre-mRNA-processing factor 40 homolog A. Gene Ontology annotation, biological process: mRNA cis splicing, via spliceosome. The record is from RefSeq and is a predicted model, not a curated record. Gene Ontology annotation, molecular function: RNA binding; protein binding. The transcript is spliced from 25 exons. NCBI's taxonomy places the organism in Eukaryota, Metazoa, Chordata, Actinopteri, Cypriniformes, Cyprinidae. Gene Ontology annotation, cellular component: U2-type prespliceosome; U1 snRNP. Bases 1 to 2478 code for a protein of 825 amino acids.